Neltuma alba is the source of this 1833-nucleotide messenger RNA. RefSeq names its product E3 ubiquitin-protein ligase RING1-like. The transcript is spliced from 2 exons. The record is from RefSeq and is a predicted model, not a curated record. Lineage: Eukaryota; Viridiplantae; Streptophyta; Magnoliopsida; Fabales; Fabaceae. The coding region runs from base 224 to 1099 and encodes 291 amino acids. Gene Ontology annotation, cellular component: cytoplasm. Gene Ontology annotation, molecular function: ubiquitin protein ligase activity. Gene Ontology annotation, biological process: protein ubiquitination.
ACCAAAAAGAGAUCGACAAACCAUUGAAAGUUGGGUGGUGGGCCCCACUCUCCCCUUCCCCUCUUCGCUCCAUUACCAUUUACGACAACACCGUCCUUACCGACUCCGACGUCACGUGUUGAGCGAGAGAGAGAGAGAGAGAGAGAGAGAGAGAGAGGAGAGAGCGGGUGGAAGGAAGGAGCAGGGAGGGACGGGGAGAAGAACUGAACAGGGAGAGGGAGAAAUGUCCUCCGCCACCGCCACCGCCACCGCUGCCGACACUACCGUCGUGCCACAGACGGUGGAAGCAGAAAUGAAGACGUACUGGUGUCACGAAUGCGACAUGAGUGUUGCUCUGUCUCCCCCUUCUUCGUCGUCGACUCUACUCUGCCCCCAUUGUCACACCCACUUUCUCGAACUCAUGGACUCCCCUUUCUUCCCUCAAUCAGAUUCUCAUUCAUUUCCCGCUUCGCUUUCCCUCUUCGACACCCCCUACCUUCAACACCUAAUCCAGAACCACCUCCUUCCCUCGGACGACGACGACGACGACGGUGAACUUGAGUAUGACGACGUUUUCGAGGACCCGUUAUCUCUUCUCUCCACAAUACCAAAUACCACCUCCAAAUCUUGCUCUGAUUCUGUACCCACUAUAACAGUUACCUCUUCAUUGCUAUCGCAGCUUGACCCUGGAGGGGUUCUUUGUGCGGUUUGUAAGGACCCAAUUGGGGUUGAUGCGCAGGCUAAGCAGCUUCCGUGUAAGCAUUUGUACCACUCCGAUUGCAUUACGCCGUGGCUGGAGCACCACAAUUCGUGCCCACUUUGUCGCUUUCAGCUCGUCGGCGAGCAAGAGGAGGAGGGGGCUUCUCAGGCGAGGAGGAUCAGAAGGCAGUUGAGAACAGCCAUGACGAGGCUGUCUGAAUUGAUGGAAGAGGAGGAUGAUUUCUACGGGUUGAGGACCACUCUGAGUCACAUUGCUAGUAGACACCGUGUUCUUUCUUCUGCUAUUUCGGGUCAUAGGAAUGAUGAGAACCCUUCUGAUUCCCUGUCUUCCCCUCGGAUGACGGAAGCAGAUUCUGUGUCUGCCGGCGGAAAUGGUAAUUCGGAGUCUGUUUCGAGCUGAUUGGUCAUUUAUGCAAAUUCAACGUGAUAUUAGGCAUAGGGUUUUUAUCUGUCAUGGAAGUCUUGAAGUUGUGUCACCAUAGAUUGGCUAAUCAAGUGUAAAUCUGCAGCGGUGGCUGUGCUAAUCUUUUACUUUUUCCUUUUUGGGGGAUAAUGUAGAAAAAUUUUAGGUAGACUCAGUUUACAAAGGAGAAGUAGAUCAAAUCUAUCAUAAAUAUACACAAACAUCUCAUGAUGAAGUGUAUCUUCAUGAUCAUUUGGUCUGCAUUCUAUAUUUGCAAACAGGGUCUAUCUCGAAGCUUAAUAAAUUUUGCUAGGUAGUUACGGUACAAAGGUAAAAAUUACAAAUAAACUGGUAGAGUGCAUAUGUGCUUUGCAUUUCUCUUCCUAGCCUGCCCAGCCCCUUCAUCCCCUUCCCUAAUCAUGUCCAUAGAAAGCAGUUUCUCCAAACUAGUUUCUCUCCACCUUGUCUGCAAUAAAAUGUUUCUGAGGUUCAUCUUUCAUCUGUGAUGUGUCUGAACUGACGUUGUUCACUGAAUCAUUUGGAACGGAUCAGGCUUUGAUUUCUCAUUUGAUGUGUAUGUUGACUACCAUAAUUAGUAAUGGGAUACAAUUGGUCGGGUUGGGAACUGAUUGUACCAGCUGUUAGACUCUAUGUAGAGAUUCUUUUUACAAUACUCAUGUAGUCUUGUUUGUACAAGUCUCGGACUCAAGAAAAAUUUUACUCUUCGUUAA